CAACGAGACCGCGACUGACCGAGUGUUAUAGAUUGCUUUGUAACUUUACUGCUAGGUCUGGAAUCUUGGUCCAGAUUAAAUAGAUCUAAUAACAAGUCAAAUGCUAAUCAAAAUCGAAAGUCGAAAGGUUUGGAUAGGCUGAAUCUACUUGUGAACUUUUCCUGAAGUGCCGGACGAUGAAGUUCAAAACUGUGCGAGAUGGUCAGAGAGCCAUCAUACUGAACCAUCUGGGAGAAGGUCGGAUUAUUGAAGGGCCACAAAGGGUGUUCUUGUUUCGAGAACGCUUCAAGUUCCUGCGACCCAACACCGCUGACCGCUUCCAGUAUGUGGAGAUUCAGGAGAAUAACGGAUCCAUCAUACACAGACACGGGCCGUGCCAAGUUUUCAACAACCCUCUCACUUACUCAGAGGUCAAAUGUCAAGAGGCACAAUGUGUCGACGCAAACCACAUGUUGGUGGUGUACCGGCGACUCAAGGGAGGUCACUCACAGCGUAGGAUCGUCAAAGGGCCAGCACUCUUUAUCCCAGAGGCAGAAGAAUGGGUUCACGAGUUCGUUUGGCACGGCACGGAUCCAGAAAACAAAACACGGAUGGUACCAGGGCUGAACAGAUUCCAUCGGCUACCCACCAUUGCGGAGAAUUUUUACUACAAUGUGAGGGGUACAAGAAGUUUGUGUCGUGUACUGACCACCUGAGCCGUCUGGAGACCUACCCACAGCUGUGUCAGAGGGCGCAGCGGGUCGGGUUCACAGUUCAGAAGGUCGUCUUCAGGGGUUAUCACGCCUCGGAUCAGCUGCAGGCUAUGCAGAACAGCGCGAUAGAGUCGCGGACAGAGCUCCGUCUGGAGAGAGAGAUACAGAGCCAACAGCAGGAACUGACCGACUUCUUGUUGAAGAAACAGCGGGAGAGGAGCACACUGGAGCAAGGCAUGCAGGUUCGUCGCCAGGCCCACCAGCAGCGCGUGGAGAAGCUGCGACAAGACCACCGUCUGGCCAUGGAGGAGAUGAGGCUGCAGCAACGACUACAACUGUCCAGUCUCGAGACCACCGCCGAUCUGGAGAUGAGAAGACAGAAAGACGAGCACAGAACGGAUCACCUGAAGGCGCUGGCGCAGGUGGAAGUAGACCUCACCCGCUACCUCAACCUUCACAACGACACGGCUCCUGCCGAGGAGAUCAGAGUUGUGGCCCCUGCGACGUCAGCUGGCUCGUCUCUUUGAGGCUGUGGAGGAUUUCCUCUCAACUCACACUCUCUCUCUCUGUCCUCUCUCUCUCUGUCCUCUCUCUCUCUCUUCUGGCGCUGUGACGUCUUUAACGGUCAGCGAUGCCGACAGCACGAAGGAAGUCAACGCUUGCUCGGGGGUCGUUGAAAAGUGCUGAGCAAAUGAGAGGGAAUGAGACAGUAGGGAGGUGCCGUUUGGCGAGGUACAGACACCUCACUCAUUGACGCUUCUUUUGUUGUUUACUUCCUCACCCGCUGGUCGGGACAGGUGGUUGUUGAUGGUCAUUGUAUCCUGUUGUGUGCUGGUCGGGACAGGUGGUUGUUGCUGGUGGUUGUAUCAUAUUGUGUGCUGGUCGGGACAGGUGGUUGUUGAUGGUGGUUGUAUCAUAUUGUGUGCUGGUCGGGACAGGUGGUUGUUGAUGGUCGUUGUAUCUUAUUGUGUGCUGGUCGGGACAGGUGGUUGUUGAUGGUGGUUGUAUCAUAUUGUGUGCUGGUCGGGACAGGUGGUUGUUGCUGGUGGUUGUAUCAUACGGCCAAGUGAAUGAUUGGGAGGCGGCACUAGUACUACUAGUAGGCCCAAGUUUUUCUCUUUCUCCCUUUUUAUUUCUGUCUGUCUGUCUGACCUUUUCCGAGGCACUAAACUGUAGGAAACUAAACGACUAUCACGGUAUUCUUGUGUUUCCCUCCACUCAAAACUCUUUGCUGUGGCUAGUGCUGUUGUAACUGCUAGUGCUGUUGUAACUGCUAGUGCUGUUGUAACUGCUAGUGCUGUUGUAACUGCUAGCGCUGUUGUAACUGCAGUAACCCCCAACCCCCAACCUCCUACCCCCCAAUCUUCAACCCCCCAACCCCUAACCCCCACCCACAGACCCAUGACAAAAACGAUAGUCACUGCUCUGGGUUCGUAACUUUGACCAGAGAGUUGAAAUAUUUCGCUCUCUUUGUUUUGUCUAGGCUGUGAUUUAGUCGCUUUUAAGGACAAGCGGGCUAACCCAGAUUUCGGAGGUUUUCAGAAAUCUUGACCUACACUA
This is a messenger RNA of Aplysia californica (California sea hare), 2252 nucleotides long. RefSeq lists its product as uncharacterized. The record is from RefSeq and is a predicted model, not a curated record. NCBI's taxonomy places the organism in Eukaryota, Metazoa, Mollusca, Gastropoda, Aplysiida, Aplysiidae.